AUGACAAACUCAAAAAACUCGGAAGAAAAAAUUAAUGUUCAAGAAAUUAAUGAAUACUUAGAUGACUUUCUUCAAACUUCACAACCAACUUAUGAUCCCACUACAACUGAAACAAUUGCUAAAGAAAGUUCAGGAUUUCGUCAUACUUCUCCUUAUCAAACUCCCUCCACUAAUUCAAAUAAUUCAAAUUCUAUAAAUUCUUCCAAAUACAAUAACUUGACAAAUUCAUUUCGCGAAUUUUUUAAUGAUCCACUUAUUUUUAUACAAAAGUUUGAAAAAAAGUCUGUAUCAAUCUCUACUAAUAAAACUAACAAUACUUUAGAACAUGAUUCUUAUAAUAAAGAAAAUUUAGUGAACACUUUAAAUGAUGAAAACUUAAACAAAAUAGAUUCAAGAAAACAACAACAUAUUCGUAAUAGAGAAAUGAUCAAAGAUUUGGGUCAAGGAUAUAUGGAUAGGAAAAAAGAAAUUUAUGAUGCAUCAUUGAUCAAUUGUGCAGAAAUUCAUUCAGAAUUAACAAAUUGUUUUAGAAAUGGAUCUUUAAAAGAAAAAUUAACAUGGUGUAAUGAUGCAAGAACAAAAUUUUGGAAUUCGUACAAUAAAACAGAUGAAGAAAAUGAAGAAAUUUUAAAUAAAGCGGAUAUUCGUUUUCAACAAGAACUUACGUCUAACUUUGAAAAGUAA
Messenger RNA from Diversispora eburnea, 684 nucleotides. The record is from the annotation of a GenBank genome assembly. NCBI's taxonomy places the organism in Eukaryota, Fungi, Glomeromycota, Glomeromycetes, Diversisporales, Diversisporaceae.